Molecule: messenger RNA, 1764 nt
Organism: Heterobasidion irregulare TC 32-1
Lineage: Eukaryota; Fungi; Basidiomycota; Agaricomycetes; Russulales; Bondarzewiaceae
Exons: 7
Coding region: 1-1764 (587 amino acids)
Biological process (GO): base-excision repair
Cellular component (GO): nucleus
Molecular function (GO): phosphoric diester hydrolase activity; double-stranded DNA 3'-5' DNA exonuclease activity; DNA-(apurinic or apyrimidinic site) endonuclease activity
Source: RefSeq, a predicted model, not a curated record
AUGCGUAUAUUGACCUGGAAUCUCAACGGAGUCCGCACAAUUCCACAGUAUCACCCAUGGAAUGUGCACAAGUCAUGGAACGGGAUCCUCCAGGAGCUGGGUGCCGACAUCCUGUGCUUUCAAGGCGCACGCGUUCAUCGUGAUUCUGACACGCUGACAACAGAGAUGAAAACAACACGCGCGGCAAUCGGUCGGGAUGUCGCAUUGCCGGAGUUGUUUGACUCGUUCUUUUCAUUCCCAUAUUCGAAAGGGGGCUACAGCGGUGUCGCCGUCUACACCAAGAUGGACGCGGUAGUCCCGCUAAAAGCCGAGGAGGGUCUCUCUGGCAAGCUGCAACCGAAACCCGCGCUGUCACCCGAGGAGCGUGUUUCACCUUCAUAUCCUUAUGCACAUGAGAUAGACAUGAUGCCAGACGCUGAAGGCAACACACCUUCGGAUCUUUCAAGCUUAGACUCCGAGGGACGUGCUCUUGUCGUCGACCUCGGACUCUUUGUCUUAAUCAAUCUCUACUGCCCGAACGAGACGUCCGAUGCUCGGCUGCCGUUCAAAGUCAACUAUCACUUACUCCUGCAGGAACGCGUCAGGAAGCUUAUCGAAGAAGGACGCGAUGUGAUCGUUCUCGGUGACAUCAAUGUCUGUGCUGCUCCGAUUGAUCACUGCGAUGGCCAUCUGCCCAGCAAUGCGAGCACUUUCUGGGAUCACCCCGCCCGAGAGUGGUUUCAUAAGUGGCUGCACCCCAAUGGCCCCAUGAUCGACGUGGUGCGCGACUUUUGGCCUGAUAGAAAGGGCAUGUAUACGUGUUGGAACACCAAGAUCAGUGCACGGGAGACGAACUAUGGUACGCGGAUUGAUUAUAUCCUAGUCACUCCCGGCCUGCUGCCGUGGAUCAAACACAGUGACAUCCAACCUGCGGUCAAGGGCUCUGAUCACUGUCCUGUGUAUGUCGACUUGCACGACGAGAUCACGCUCGCCUCGGGCGACAAGCUCACCUUGCAGGACGCGAUGCGGAUGGACGGCAGCAAGCGCGAUCCGCCCCGUAUCGCCGCCAAGUACUGGGAAGAAUUCCUCGGCAGGCAGACCUUGCUGUCCAGUUUUUUCGGCAAGCGCGACCAUAGCAAGGCGACUACGCAGGUGGCAGGCUCCCCACAAACGCCCCCUUCAGAGACACUCGCUCGCUCAUCCACACAGCCUCUUCCCACAGCCGCUUUCGAUGCAUUAGGAUCUUAUCAGACAGAGCCGUCUGCUGCCACGACUCUGAUCGAUGCAUACCCUUCUCAGACGACGGGGAUCCCCACCACCUCUCAAGCUACGAUCUCGCCAGACGGAAGCGAAGCACCUAGUACACUCACUGUCGAAGAAGCACCCGCAGGCGCAGCCAAAUCGAAGAAGCCCAAUCGCGGCCAAUCGAAGCUUUCGUCCUUCUUCGCCAAACCGCCUCCGACGGCGAAGGCGCCCAAGCCUCCCGAGAUCGUCGAGAUUCCGGACGAUGACGACAACGACGGCCCCAUGGAUGCGGACUAUCGCCUCGCCUGUGAGCUCUCUGCGUCCCAAGAAAGCGCCCUCGCGCGCAGCGAGGCCGUCGCCUCCGCAUCGGGAUCGCAGGGCUCUACGAAGGAUCCGUCCGAAAGCAGAGAAGCCUGGGCAUCCCUCUUCGCCCCAGUUGCACCACCCAAAUGUGCCGCCCACGGCGAGCCGGCGAAGGAGCUGCGUGUCAAUAAGCCUGGCCCGAACAAGGGCAAGACGUUCUACACCUGUUCUAGGUAA